Messenger RNA from Salvia hispanica, 1418 nucleotides. Lineage: Eukaryota; Viridiplantae; Streptophyta; Magnoliopsida; Lamiales; Lamiaceae. The record is from RefSeq and is a predicted model, not a curated record.
UCGAAUUAAAAUGCGAAAAGUAAAUAGGUGUACUAAAUUGAAAGAACAAUGAAUAGUUAGAGACUACAAAGUAAUGUGUUGCUAGAUUCAAAAACAUUGCAUACUCAUUCUUUUACUAAGAGAGUAUUGAUCCUAUGCGUGUUAGGCAUAUUAGUAAUGAUACAAGACCUAUUAACUAAUUCGAGUAUGUUUGGUUUAUUAGUUGUCUUCUUACUUCAUCCUGCACAUUUAAGAUAGUUGGGGCUCUUACUUGAUUCUGUGCAGAUUUAAGCUUUGUUUUCUUCUAACUUCUAACAUGUUAAAUCAUCAGUUUGAUGGGCACUAGAAAGAUUUCAUUUUUGCUAAAUAGGAGAAAUAAAUCUCUGUUUUUGUCAUGCGUUAUCUGUUUUUCAGUUUUUGCAGUGUAGGAGAUGGAACAAUAGGAUGCCCAAAUUUUACUUCAUUGAAUUUUGUAGGAUGGAAUGGAAGCAAGAGGAGGAGUUUGAUCUGUGCAGUCGAUAAGAACGCUGAAAUUAUCGUUACAAAGACUGUGGAUCGACUAAUAGCCAUAAUACAGGAUGCAGAUGACAGGGAAGACUCACUGCCCGCGUUGUAUGCACAAACUGAUUUUUAUAUGCAUUCUCAUUUUUGUUACUUUGGAACGAUUUUGGAUGUGGUUGGUGUUUAUAUUUAUGUAAUCUACAGAUUCUUUCUGACUAGCUAUUGUUUUAGUUUCCAUUCACAGAAAGAUUGCGAAGAAAUGGCUGCAGUACUGAUGAACAUGGUGGAUUGUCGUAUCCACAAAACUAAAGUCAUAGGCAUUUUGAUUGCAUUGAACCAAAGAGAGAAACUUGACAAGGGCUUCCCAGCCGAAGUUAAUGCACAACUAGGGGCAAUUAAGCAAGUGAGAAUACCUAAUGUGCAGGAGAAAGAAGACGAGGACAAGCCGGGGCUUGAGGCUAUGUUGCAUAAGUUUCUGUAUGCUUCCAGAGUCUUCUUUAAGCUUAGUUAUGCAAAAAAAGGUCAGUUUACUACAUAUAUGUUCCAGUUUAUUUCAAGUUUCUCUACUCCAUUUCUUAUAAGGCGCAAGAUUUAAGUACCUACAUGCAUGAGUGUCUGUGACUACCAACUGCAAUUCAUCGAUGUUUUACUGUUGUAUUGGGUUGGAAACGAGGUUUUGGAACCUUAGAAAUUUCCGGAGACAUUAAUCCAAGGUACGUUGUUAUCUUCCACGAGUAUACACAGUUGGAUUACGAAACAUUAUUUGCACUACAAGGGCCACAUUUCCUCUUCAUGAUAAGUGAUAACUCACUUUUGAUCAUACUUGUGAAGAAAUUUAGAACGCAGCUCGAUCAUCUUCUGUAUUUGGGUUCCUCAAUACAUAUAAUGUUCACUUACACAUUUUGAUAACAAAUGGAAUAGCAGAAGUUCUUUUGUUC